Molecule: messenger RNA, 1509 nt
Organism: Staurois parvus
Lineage: Eukaryota; Metazoa; Chordata; Amphibia; Anura; Ranidae
Source: the annotation of a GenBank genome assembly
AUGUCAUCUAUCAGCAGCUUGUCUUCUUCCUGCAGCAGUCUGAACAGUCCGAGCUGUGAUGUUCUGAGGUCUGAUCUUCACUUCCCAAAACUUAGCUACACCAGGUCUAUGAUCCUCUCCAAUUCACACAGACCCAGGAAAAACCACAGGAGGAAUCUCUCAGAACAUCAUAUACCUGUAGCUGAAAGUUACGAUAAUAAUGCAAACAUAAAUGCUGACCUGAAUAAGCUGCCUCUGGUCACAGUCUUGGAUGUGCCUCAUGAGGUGGAAAAGGCAGGACAGUUAAACAAGACAAAAAUAGCAGAAGGUGGAAGAAAACUAAAGAAAAAUUGGACUACGUCUUUAGUAGUUUUGACUGGAAACACUCUAGUGUUCUACAAAGACCCUAAGGUUCAGGCUCCUUCUGGCUGGAAACCAUCUAAUAGUAAACCUGAGAGCAGCAUGGACCUCAGGGGUGCCUUCAUUGACUGGGCCCAGGAUAUGUCCAGCAAAAAGAAUGUAAUUCAUCUUCGCAUGGUAACAGGCAACGAGUUCCUGCUGCAGUCUGACAAGGAGUCUGUUGUACAGGAGUGGUACGAUGCCCUACAGAGAGUCACCGAGAGACUGGAACGAGAAAAUCCAUUGGAAGAAAUUAUUUUGAGAAGAGUGGGCAGUAUGGAGGUCCUGGAUGGAAGUGGCGGAGAAGAGGAGAGCCCCUUAAAGAAUAAAGAUAGUCGGAAAUUCACAUUAUCCUGGGUGAGCAGCAAUGUUGGAAGUGUCGAUAAAAAGAAAGUGAAGCAUAGACUAAAGAAGAUGUUGAUGAAGAGGCCUCCACUACAGACCUUACAAGAGAAAGGACUAAUUAAAGAUCAAGUCUUUGGCUGUCGCUUAGAUGCUCUUUGCCAUCGAGAACAUAGCACUGUCCCAAAGUUUGUGCAGCUGUGUAUAGAAACUGUAAAUGAAAGAGGGCUGGAUGUAGAUGGAAUUUACAGAGUGAGUGGAAACUUAUCCAUCAUACAGAAACUAAGGUUUAUAGUAGAUAGAGAGAGGGCAGUAACUACAGAUGGACGGUACCUUUUUCCGGAGCAGCUCUCCCAAGAGGAGAAGUUGGAUCUUAAUGACAGUGAGUGGGACGAUAUUCAUGUCAUCACAGGUGCUCUAAAAAUGUUCUUCCGUGAACUUCCAGAGCCACUUAUCCCUUUCAGUAUGUUCGAUGAAUUUCUUUCAGCUGUUCAAAUUCCUGAUUUGUCUGAGAGGAUACAGACUAUGAAAAAUCUUGUUGGAAACCUUCCUGAACCAAACUACGACACCCUUAAAUAUAUCAUAUGCCAUCUGAACAGUGUAAAGGAUGAAUGUGAGAAGAACCGCAUGACUACUCAGAAUAUCGGCAUAGUCUUUGGACCAACGCUGAUGAGGCCAGAGAAAGAACAGUUUGCAAACAUUGCUGCCAACAUGGUUUACCAGAAUCAAGUGGUGGAACAUUUUCUUUCUUACUAUGAAGAACUCUUUCCAACUGAUCCGGAAGAAUAG